CGCCGGUAUUUGAAUAUCGUCGCGCGGGCAUCAUGGACGAGGAACUCGAGCAAAAAAUGACGUUUGUCUUGGCCGAUAUCGACGCCCAAUUCAGCAAGGCCCACGAAGCAGCAACGCAACUCUUGCGUAGCGUGCGUCGACAUAGCCAGACGACUCGUCAAAUGCAUGCGCAUUGCCGGUUGUUCCACGACCUCUUUGUGCAGCUCCAAGACCAAGCGCAGUCGGCAUCGCACUCGACUCCUCGACAUUGUCGACGAACUAACCCGGAGAACAGGAUGAACUCAAGUACGUACACUGAUAUCCAUGAAGACAUCGAGGUUGCGGAGCACUACGAUUCGGUCUUUGAUGCCGACGACGAAUUUGUCGACGCUCAAUUGGCAACGACGACACUUGUUCAACCUCGAGACACGGGUGGUGCAUCUUCAGCUCGCCUUGCGGCAAACUCUGCGAAUUUUAGUGAAAGCAGCAUCAAUAUCUCCACCAUGGACAGCCAACACAGUCCGUUGCUGCAUCAUACGUCCACGCGACCGCCUGUCCAUCUUCACACCCCUUCCGGCGCCACCCAUCAACCAAACUCACACAAGACGCCCGCUUCGCCAGGAAACAGUAGCAACGCUUCGUACGGCCACCUUGCACACCUUCCUUCACCGGACCUACCGUCGUUGUCGAACCGUGUCCAGCUCAUCCCGCCGUCGUCAUCCAAGGCUCGAGGACAUGAGAGCGACUCGUCUUCCUUCCUCGAUGGUCCAAGUGAAAUCACCACCCCCGACGUGUACGUGGUGAGUCGUCCGACGCAAUCUGCUCUCUCCCCGACCUCCAACCCAGCUGUCCCCUUCACCUCCGCAACGUCCCCACUGAACACAAGCGCUAUUGUCGACUCCAGUCCUCUUGCUCAAAACACAGUGCAAACUCCACAAUGGCACACGACGCCUGGUGCUACGUCCGAUCUGCGACGACGGUUCAGUGCAGCCUCCGACUUCCACACCCCUGUCAAAUCCAAGCCAUCAGCCUUUGAAGCUGAUGACGAUGACGAGAUGGACCAAGACGUUGCGUUCCCCCACAUAGAUUCACCUGUUCUGGCUUCGCCGUUGCUCAGUACCAAGCUGAAAGUUAUCACACCGCACACGCCACUGUCAAACCGCAUUGCCGGCGCGUCAACUGAAGCGCCGUAUCGAAGCCCGUAUGCGUCCACAAUGCUUUCGUCCCCGUCGACUCCAAAAAUUCCCAUAUUCGACCUGGCCCUCUUCCCUGUGGCUUUUCAGAAAGGCGAAGGGGCGUACCAAAUGACCCGACUGUACAGCCACUUUCGCAACAACCCGACGCAGGCCAUGACUCUAGAUGGGCUCCUGGAAAAACUGGACGAUUGCGAGUCAGAACGCUUGGAAAUUUUACUUGAUACGCUCGUGUCUAGGCGAUUGCUACGGCCAUUUGUUGUCGAAGGGGAAAUGUACUGGCAGGCCUCGUUGAAGUAAAUUUAUCUUUCAACGGCGUAACUUUGCAUUUGGA
Aphanomyces invadans is the source of this 1506-nucleotide messenger RNA. RefSeq lists its product as hypothetical. Lineage: Eukaryota; Oomycota; Saprolegniomycetes; Saprolegniales; Verrucalvaceae. The record is from RefSeq and is a predicted model, not a curated record. The transcript has 3 exons. Gene Ontology annotation, cellular component: mitotic spindle; DASH complex. The coding region runs from base 33 to 1472 and encodes 479 amino acids. Gene Ontology annotation, biological process: attachment of spindle microtubules to kinetochore.